Molecule: messenger RNA, 2098 nt
Organism: Microplitis mediator
Lineage: Eukaryota; Metazoa; Arthropoda; Insecta; Hymenoptera; Braconidae
Product: GTP-binding protein 2
Exons: 4
Coding region: 166-1962 (598 amino acids)
Biological process (GO): translational elongation
Molecular function (GO): translation elongation factor activity; GTPase activity; GTP binding
Source: RefSeq, a predicted model, not a curated record
UAUAUAUAUACAGGUCAUAAAAAAAUUCAAAAUGACUUGAGUAAUUUCUCGCCGCAAGGAGACGCUGAAGGACAAGAUGGCGGCAGUCUAACAAUCAGAUUAGAUGCGAGAAUUUAAAACAAAACAAAUUAAUGACUGGACUGUGUUGGUAAUCACACAAAAACCAUGGAGUCAUUUCUCGCGCUCUUCGACACCGAGGACACAAAACCCAAGUGGGACAAGUAUAAUAACAAUAACAAUGACAUAGACUGCUCUAGUAUGACAAAAGAUGAUGAAAUCGAGUGCCUGCCCCCGGAGCCAGAGCAAGGAAACAUCGAGUACAAACUAAAAUUAGUGAAUCCCUCAUGCCAGCGUUUCGAGCAUCUAGUCACGCAGAUGAAAUGGCGGCUCAAAGAAGGCCACGGCGAAGCGAUCUACCAAAUCGGUGUAGAAGACAACGGUAAAUUAACCGGCCUAUCACGAGAAGAAAUGAAAGCUUCUCUUAAAACCCUACGGGAAAUGGCGUCGCGACUUGGCGCCACCACGCGAGUACUCCGCGAACGUCAGGCGACAAAAUCCCCCAGCUCAAUAUCAAAAUCUCCCUCCCACCUGAGCCCUAACCCGAACCCGAACCCGAACCCGAACCCGAACAUGGAGCGACGCGUAGCGGAAGUUAUCGUAAAGAAACUCCGGAAGGGCGACCGAGAGGGCCAGGACGUGACUGAUCUCCGACUCGCGGUCUUGGGCUGCCAGGACGCGGGCAAAUCCACGCUGCUGGGAGUCCUGACCCAGGGGGAGCUGGACAAUGGACGUGGUCGCGCUCGUCUGAAUAUGCUGCGACAUCUGCACGAGAUAAGAACCGGAAGGACGUCGUCGAUCUCCCAUGAGAUCAUCGGGUUCGACAGCGACGGGCACGUGCUGAAUUACGCGGAGAUGACGACGGCGGAGGAAAUUUGCGAGCAUGCGUCGAAAGUUGUGACUUUUAUUGACCUCGCGGGUCACCGGAAGUACUUGAGGACAACGCUCUUGGGUCUUAUGGGUUACAGCCCCCACCAUGUGAUGCUGGUGGUGGCGCCACCUCUCAAUGAAGCUGCGCAGGAGCACAUGGCCCUUUGUUUGGCGCUGAGGCUCCCGUUUUUCAUCGUCGUCACUAAAAUUGACCUGGGAUUCUGCGAGAGGAAGACCCUGGAGCAGCUGGAGAGCGCGGUGAGGUCGCAGGGUUGUGACGACACUCUGGUGCUGAUGAAUGGAAUGGAGACGAGGACUUUGGACUAUGGGUCCCAAAUUCCGGUUUUUACUGUCAGCAGCGUGACGGGGGCGGGACUGGAAGACCUGACCCAGUUCAUUCGCGAGCUGCCCUCGGAGUCAUCGUCGCUAGAGAUGGAGACUGGGGAGUGUCUGUUUCAAAUUGAUGAGACCUUCAAGGUCGCGGGGCUCCCGGACCCGGUGCUUGGGGGUCUGCUGGUCAAGGGAACGAUCGCACCUGGGGCUAGACUGCUGGUCGGUCCGCUGCCGGACGGAGAGUUCUCUCAUGUUAAGGUGGUGAGUCUCCAUAGGAAUAAGGCGCCGUGCUGUCUAGUGAGGGCGUCACAGAGCGCGAGUUUGACACUUGAGGGAAUGGAUGAUCAACUGCCGCAUCUUAGACCUGGAAUGGUUUUGGUUUCACAUGCAGAUCAUCCUCAUGCGACGGUUUUUUUUCAGGCAACUGUUUUUGUAGUUUAUCAUGCGAAAGGAAUUUAUCCAGGAUUCCAAGCGACUGUACAUGUCGGCAAUGUAAGACAGACAUGUGUAAUUGAAGGAAUAAUGGACGUUAAAGAGGAUGGUCUACAAACUCACGACACUGCUUCCGUUCUCUUCCGAUUUGUCAGUCAUCCCGAAUACCUCCAUGUCGGUAUGAGACUUCUCUUCCGCGAGGGCAAGACCAAGGGGAUCGGAAAAAUAACUCAGGUAUUUCCGCUCAUCGGUUCACAGAAUCGACCUUGAAGAUAAACUGAUACUUUAUAAUUUAAAUAUAUAAAUUAAAAUAUUUGAAGCUCUAUUAUAUUAUAAUAUAAAUUGAUAUUACUAUUACUGGAUAAUUAUAAUUAAUAUUAAUAUUAAUAUUAAAAUUAAUAAAAAU